Messenger RNA from Pollicipes pollicipes, 2393 nucleotides. Its product is annotated as semaphorin-5B-like. The annotation marks the transcript as partial. Gene Ontology annotation, cellular component: plasma membrane. Gene Ontology annotation, biological process: semaphorin-plexin signaling pathway; positive regulation of cell migration; axon guidance. The record is from RefSeq and is a predicted model, not a curated record. Gene Ontology annotation, molecular function: semaphorin receptor binding; chemorepellent activity. The transcript has 11 exons. NCBI's taxonomy places the organism in Eukaryota, Metazoa, Arthropoda, Thecostraca, Pollicipedomorpha, Pollicipedidae.
CCGGCGGCGCGGCUCGCGGCGUCAUGAAACUGGCAGAGGAGGGCCGCCGGCUGCUGCUGGCGCUGGCGGUCGGAGCGCUCGCGAGCGCUCGUGAGCAGGAGUCGGCCAGCCAAACGCACGAGGCUGACGGCGACUACCGCUUUGUUUCACACUCGGAGCUGCAGGCGUCUCUGGAUCACUUCUCACCCGAGAAUACCACGAGGUUCUCCGAGAUUCUCUUCGACAUUCAGAAGUACCAGAUCAUCGUCGGCGCCAGGGACCACCUGUACCGGCUCAGCGUGCGUGGCCUGCAGGAGCUCGAGUCGGCGCCUUGGCCGGCGCCCGCCGCCACCGUCACCAUGUGCGAGAACAAGGGCCAGACGGCCGCCGACUGCCACAACUUCGUGCGCGUGCUGCACCGGCACGGCGAGCGGCUGCUGGCGUGCGGCACCAACGCCUUCCAGCCGCUCUGCUCGUGGCGUCGCCUCAGCUCCCUCCGCUCGGUGCUCGCCACCGAGUCGGGCAUCGCCGUCAGCCCGUACGCGCCGCAGCUGAACGUGACGUCGCUGGUGACGUCAGAGGGCGCCGUAUUCGCCGCCACGCCGACCGACUUCUCGGGGCUCGACCCGGCGAUCUUCCGCGGCGGCGGCGGCGGCGCGCCCAGCCUGCGCACGAGCAAGUACGACAGCCGUCUGCUCAGCGCGCCCGACUUCGUCGGCUCGUUCGAGUCCGGCCCGUUCGUCUACUUCGUGUUCCGCGAGGACGCCGUCGAGUACAUGAGCUGCGGCAAGCGUGUGUACUCCCGGAUCGCGCGGGUGUGCAAGAACGACCGCGGCGACCGGCGCCAGGUGUGGACGACGGCCGUGAAGGCGCGCCUCAACUGCUCCGUGUCGGGCGAGUACCCGUUCUACCUGGACGAGGUGCAGGGCGUGCACUACCUGGACCGCGAGGAGGUGCUCUACGCCACGUUCACCACCUCCGACAACGGCCUGGCCGCAUCCGCCGUGUGCGCCUUCAACAUGUCGGCGAUCGCGUCGGCGUUCGCCGGGCCGUUCCAGCACCAGCCGGUGCCGGACGGCGCGUGGCAGCGGCGUCAGCUGGACCACACACACUUCGAGUGCGGCUCGCCUGAGCUGACCUCGCGCCACGAGCUGGCCGAGCUGUCGCACUACUCGCUGAUGCACGAGGCCGUACAGCCUGAGCAGCUGGACCCGCUGUACAGGCUGGACGGUGUCAGACUGACGGCCGUCGCCACUGACAUCAUCACCACCAAGCACCACGUGUCGGUGCACGUGCUGUUCGUGGCGGACACGGCCGGCACCAUCAGGAAGCUGAGCGUGGUGCCGCGCUCGCGGCAGACGUGCCUGCUGGAGGUGCUGCAGCCGUUCGCGGCGCCCACCACCAUCCUCACCAUGAGGCUGCUGAGCGAGGCGGGCUCUUUGUACCUGGGCACGGACUCGGCGCUGGUGCGUGUGCCGGUGCAGCGCUGCGAGCGGUACCGGAGCGAGACCAGCUGCCUGGGCGCCAUGGACCCGUACUGCGGCUGGGACGCGGCGCGCGCCCUCUGCAGCCCGCCACCCGGCCGCAGUCCGGACGCACCCUCCUGGCGGCAGCCGGUGACACAGUGCCCCGACCUCAGCCGACCCGUCGACGGCGGCUGGAGCGCCUGGAGCGCAUGGCGCCAGUGCCGGCAGGUGGUCGAGGGCGAGGACGCCGGCGAGCCGUGCCUGUGCCGGCGGCGCGCCUGCUCGAGCCCGACGCCGGCGCGCGGCGGCGCGCAGUGCGCCGGCCUCGCCGCCCAGGUCACAAAUUGCACGCGCCACGGCGGCUGGACCGGCUGGUCGGCCUGGUCGGCGUGCUCACACCCGUGCGGCGUGGCCAUCAAGUCGCGGCGCCGCUCGUGCGCCAACCCGUCGCCGGUGCACGGCGGCCGCGGCUGCACCGGCGCCGAUGCGCAGGAGAUCAUGUGCCACUCGAACCCGCCGUGCCCCACCGAGACCACCCUGCCGGUGGACGGCGGCUGGGGGCGCUACGGCGCGUGCGGCGCGCAGCCCGAUGGCCGCCAGCAGCGGUUCCGGUUCGAGUGCGCGGCGCCGGUGGCGGAGCCCGGCCUGAUCCGGGUGUCGUCAGUCCGGCUGGACGAGCGGCACUGUGACGCCGAUGGACGCUGCUCGCCAGCCAACUGGACGGGCCUGGGCUGGGGCGACUGGAGUCCGUGGUCCGAGUGUUCCGUCCCUUGCGGCGGCGGUGUGCAGACCAAGUCUCGCACGUGCGACGGAGACAGCGCCGCCUGUCUGGGACCCAGCCGCGUGGAGCAGGAGUGUAACGUUCAACGCUGCAAAGGCGACUGGUCCUGCUGGUCCGAGUGGUCCGCCUGCAGCGUCGCCUGCGGUGGGGGCCGUCGCCGGCGCGAC